This is a messenger RNA of Colletotrichum orchidophilum, 2070 nucleotides long. RefSeq lists its product as uncharacterized. The record is from RefSeq and is a predicted model, not a curated record. Bases 1 to 2070 code for a protein of 689 amino acids. The transcript has 5 exons. Gene Ontology annotation, molecular function: DNA-binding transcription factor activity, RNA polymerase II-specific; transcription cis-regulatory region binding; zinc ion binding. Gene Ontology annotation, biological process: regulation of DNA-templated transcription. Lineage: Eukaryota; Fungi; Ascomycota; Sordariomycetes; Glomerellales; Glomerellaceae. Gene Ontology annotation, cellular component: nucleus.
AUGGACAUUGACCACAAGACCAAAGGCCCGCGAGCCUGUACUACCUGCGCCAAGGCCAAGGCGAGAUGCAUCUCGGGACCGGAUGGAAGUAACAAGUGUGAACGAUGCCACCGGCUCCGGAAGCCGUGCGGUUUGCAGACCCCUGCGCCGCCUAGGGUGAAGAAGGAACCUAAGCCCACCAAGGUCGCUGAGCUGGAGAAGAGGCUGAGUGAGUUGACGACGCAGCUGAGCGCGACGCAGCAUGGUGGAGGUGGCGGCGUUGGUGUUGGUGGUAGUGGUGGUGUUGGCGGGAGCGGCGGGAGCGGCGGCAACGGCACCGUGGCAGCAAGCACUGUUGCCAAUGGGACCGUCGUGGGAAGCGCCAACUCUCCGCUCCCGCCGAGCGGCAGUAUUGCACCGGCAUCGGCCAAGAUCCCGAUCAACUGCGACCACCUCUUCCCACCGGAGGAGGCAGUUACCAGCGACGGAGGGGUUUGGUCGGACACGUCCCCGGCGCCGAGCACCUCGACGGCGGACGACCACCACACGGUCGGGAGCAGCCAGGCCGACGGCCCGGCGAAGACGGGGACGGGGACCAGGACGAGGACGGAGUCGCCCUGGCCGUUGAAUAAUGAGCAUAGUAAAAUGCUCCGGACCUUCUUGGACGACAUGCAGCCGCUGUACCCCUUUGUGAUUGUCCCUCCCAACAUGAACGCGGCGCAGUUGGCAGCGGAGAGACCGUUCCUGUGGAAGGGCAUCAUGAUGGCGGCGUCCCACUUGGACGCAACGAAGCAGGUUUUGUUGGGAGAGGAACUGUUGCAGGCAAUCGUGCAGGCUGCGUUUAUGAAGGCCAAGAAGAGUUUGGAUGUGCUGCAGGGCUUGCAGCUUUUGAUUGCCUGGUAUCACUACAACAUCAACAGCUAUCAGCUUACGAAUUUCCUCUUUCUGGCGAGGUCAAUGUGCAUCAGUCUGGGAUUCAAGGACAGCCCGAUGCAACUGGGCGAAAGGGGCAAGGGGAUUUCCAUCAGCUUCCGGAACCCGGAGAACGAAGCCAAAAAGGUGCAGACCAAGGAGCAGAUUUCGGCGCAGCUGGAGCUGAUGAGGGCUUUUGCCGGGUGUUACUACCUGAACACGCUCGUCUUCACGACGAAUAAGCGGCCUGACGCAUUCAUGAACACGACCUAUCUGGAGUCCUGCUGCAGACAAAUCGAGGAGGUCGCAGAAUACCAUAGUGAUGCGCUUCUGGUUCACCUUUUCAAGAUUCAGCAGCUCGCGCAGACAAUUUCACUUACGCUCGGGGCGGAGAGCACGAGUUUCCAGUCGCUGCAGCUGCCCCUGACAAUGGUCGUGCAGUCGUUCCAGCAGCAGCUUGAUAUUUUCAAGACGUCGCUGCCGCAGCAUCUCAAGGAUAAUGUUGGCCUUCUCGCCCACAUCAGCAUCGCCGAAGUCCUCCUCUACGAAAUCGGCAUACCAGAACCCCAGGGCCCGGCGUCCUUCAUCUCGCUGACGGAACGCCUCGAGCUCCUAUGGGGCUGCUGCAGCGCCGUAAAGUACUUUUUAGAGAUUCGCUUCCCGCGGAAUCACCUCAGCCUGCAGCCGCGCUUUACUUGUCUGAGCUCCUCGGAUUUUCUCUACGUCUUCAUCGUGUGCCUCAAGCUCAUGACGCUGGACCAGGUGCCCGGCUGGGACUUGCCGCUGGUGCAGAAGCACCUGGACCUCGGCGGGGUUGUCGAGAGCCAGGUCGCGCAUCUGGAGGUAUUUGUGGCGCAUCGAAGCGGGAAGUUUAGGAGGGCGACGGCAGCGGCAGGAGAAGAGGCGACGGAUGUGCCGGGCCCAAAAGUCACUGACCCAUUUCUGAGACUCACGGAGAUGCUGCGGUAUUUCAAGGAUAUUGUCAAGGGCGAGCUCUGCGGGUUAAAAUCGAAACCGGCGAUCCAGGAGCCGAUCCAGCUUCCCGCCAACUUGUCGGACGGCACGCAGGCCAUGAUAAGGGAUCUGGAUGCGUCGUUUUGGGCCGGUGUGCCUGGCGAAGAUCCCGAGACCUGGGAUAUCGGGAGUAUGUUCCCGUCCAUGGACUGGACUGCUACUUGA